CCACACAGGAACACGGAAGCAAAUGCCGAGCGAGCGCUUGCAAACUCAUCGCUUGAAUCACCGAGGAGGGUACAAGGACAUGAGCCAAGAGCUUGGGACUAUGACUUCUGUGGAUAGUUCAUAAACCGUCAUCGUAUUAUCUCUUUACGCGCCUUUUCAUCCAUACAGACAGGAACAGAAUGGCAUCGAUUUUGCUCACCAGGUCUCGGACUCCGUUGAUGAAAACAUCUAGGUCAUUAAAAAACGAAUUCAGAAAAGGAAAGUUGUCAGAAGGCGUAUGCUUUAACUGCACUGCACUGCGGUUAGCCACAAACAGCAGCCAUGGUGUUCUUGGAGGCAACAUGUGGCCUCAUGUCUCAUCUGUCCUGUACCUUGACAAUUCAUCAGCACUUCAGCAGCGCUUGUCCAGGUCACCUCGCCUUUACUGCGCCGUCUUCGUACCUGACCCUGCCCUGCCUGUGCACACCCACUCCACAUAUCCCAGGACGCUAGCCUGGCCACAGAAUACCCCAGUCCGGUGGGUACAUACUACAGGCCGUCUCCAUGAUGAUUCAAAGGUAGAGCGUUCUUUGCGUACACUGAAAGAUCGCAAUAAAAAGCUUGAAGAGGGAGGACCGGUGUACAGUCCGACAGUGGAUGCAGAACCUGUGCGACGGACAAUACGUCAACGCGUGAUUGAUGAAGUGAAGCACUAUUAUCACGGGUUCCGCUUAUUGUGGAUAGACACGACCAUCUCCGUGCGGAUGCUCUGGAGGGUGCUGAACGGACACAUUCUGUCACGCCGGGAGAGGAGACAGUUCCUCAGGACGUGUGCAGAUGUCUUCCGGCUUGUGCCCUUUUUGGUCUUUAUCAUCGUUCCAUUUAUGGAGUUUCUGCUUCCUGUUGCAGUGAAGCUUUUCCCAAACAUGUUGCCUUCCACCUUUGAGACACAGUCCAUAAAGGAGGAAAGACUGAAAAAGGAGCUGAGAGUGAAGUUAGAGAUGGCCAAGUUCUUGCAGGAUACAAUUGAGGAGAUUGCACUAAGAAACAAAGCAGCUAAAGGCAAUGUAACCGAGGAGUUCUCCACUUUCUUUCAGAAGAUCCGUGACUCUGGAGAGAGACCCAGUAAUGAGCAGAUCAUACGUUUCUCUAAGCUGUUUGAGGAUGAACUGACCUUAGAUAAUCUGACACGGCCGCAGCUGGUGGCCUUGUGCAAGCUGCUGGAGCUGCAGUCCAUUGGAACCAACAAUUUCUUGCGCUUCCAGCUUAUCAUGAAACUCAGAGCCAUCCGUGCAGACGACAAGCUGAUAGCAGAUGAGGGAGUGGACAGUCUGAAUGUGAAAGAGCUGCAGUCAGCAUGUCGUGUGAGAGGGAUGAGAGCUCUGGGUGUGACGGAGGAGAGACUUCGAGAGCAGCUUAAACAGUGGUUGGAGCUUCAUCUCAAUCAACACAUCCCCACAUCUCUGCUGCUGCUAUCCCGAGCCAUGUUCCUGCCAGACACACUGUCCCCUGCAGACCAGCUUAAAACCACACUACAGAACCUGCCAGAGAUCAUGGCUAAAGAAGCGCAGAUGAAGGUGGCAGAGCUGGACUUCUCUAAAGUGGAUAACAAGACCAAGCUGGAGGCCACGCUACAGGAAGAGGCAGCCAUCCAAGAGGAAAACAGAGAGCGGGAGCUGGAGAGACUGGCAGAUGCUGCAGAGAAAGUGAAGGAACUGGCCGCACAGGAGGGUGAGAUGGUGGAGUUGGAAGCAAAACGACGGGUGGAUGCAGAACAUUCUCUUUCCAGCGUAGACGUGGCCAUCCAUUCAGAAACACUACGAGAUACUGCACCCGUGCUGGAGGGUAUUAAGGGGGAGGAGAUCACUAAGGAGGAGAUUGACAUGCUGAAUAAUGCCUGCACCAAACUGAAGGAGCAGAAGAAUCUCCUCACCAAAGAGAAAGAGGAGCUGGAGGACCUAAAGGAUGAUGUGCAGGAGUACAGCGAGGACCUGGAGGAGAUAAAGCGAGAGCUAUCCAAGACGGGACAGGAGAAAGUGGUGGAGUCUAAGGCAAGUCAACAUCUGUCAAAGCGAGUCAACCGCAUGAUUGGAAGAGUGGAUAAGAUCAUCACUGAGCUGGAGAAGGACAAGGUGGUGUUAGACGGACAGAUGGACAGCAGCACCACACCACCAAUUGGAUUGUUCUUUGAGAAACAUAGUGACUUGCCAAGUGUGUUCUUGUCCUAUAGGGAGAAUCUGAUAAGCAUCAACGAGCUAAUUACAGUCAUGAAGCAUAUCCAGAGUAUUCCUGAACACAAGCUGCUCAGCAUCGCAGACGCACUCGAUGAAAACAAGGAUGGCAAGAUAGACAUUGACGAUGUCCUCAAGGUGGUAGAGCUGAUCGACAAGGAGGACAUCGAUAUCUCCACCAGCCAGGUUGCAGAGAUCAUGGUGAUGCUGCAGAAGGAGGAGAAGUUGGUGGAGAAGGAGAAGGCCAAGGAUAAGGUCGAGAAGGAGCAGGCAGCUAAACUCCAAAACUAGACUUACCGUGUAGGGAAUGGAAGAGAUCCUAAA
This is a messenger RNA of Rhinichthys klamathensis goyatoka, 2534 nucleotides long. RefSeq names its product leucine zipper-EF-hand containing transmembrane protein 1 (gene letm1). Gene Ontology annotation, molecular function: ribosome binding; calcium ion binding. The transcript has 15 exons. Gene Ontology annotation, cellular component: mitochondrial inner membrane. Gene Ontology annotation, biological process: intracellular monoatomic cation homeostasis. NCBI's taxonomy places the organism in Eukaryota, Metazoa, Chordata, Actinopteri, Cypriniformes, Leuciscidae. Bases 180 to 2501 code for a protein of 773 amino acids. The record is from RefSeq and is a predicted model, not a curated record.